Anopheles coluzzii is the source of this 1638-nucleotide messenger RNA. RefSeq names its product spliceosome-associated protein CWC27 homolog. NCBI's taxonomy places the organism in Eukaryota, Metazoa, Arthropoda, Insecta, Diptera, Culicidae. The transcript has 2 exons. The record is from RefSeq and is a predicted model, not a curated record. Gene Ontology annotation, biological process: protein folding; protein peptidyl-prolyl isomerization. Gene Ontology annotation, cellular component: catalytic step 2 spliceosome. Gene Ontology annotation, molecular function: peptidyl-prolyl cis-trans isomerase activity. Bases 96 to 1619 code for a protein of 507 amino acids.
AAGCCUUCUGCAAACAAUUCACUUUGGUGCGUAGCCUCCGCUUGGCAGCAGUAAAUAGUUUUAAAAGUUUCAGGAAAAGCACUUGCUAACUUAAGAUGAGCAACAUUUACAUACAAGAGCCACCGACGUCGGGCAAGGUUCUACUAAAAACGUCUGUCGGCGACAUCGACAUAGAGCUUUGGUCGAAGGAAUGUCCAUUGGCUUGCCGGAACUUUAUACAACUAUGCCUGGAAGGCUACUACAACGGGACAAUUUUUCACCGUGUCGUGAAAGGCUUCAUCGUGCAGGGAGGAGACCCGAAUGGCGACGGCACGGGAGGCGAAUCGGUGUACGGCCAUCCGUUCAAGGAUGAGUUUCACUCCCGCCUGCGCUACGUUCGACGCGGGCUGGUGGGUAUGGCGAAUUCCGGCAGAAACGAUAACGCCUCACAGUUCUUCUUCACCAUGGGACCAACGCCGGAACUGCAGAACCAGAACACACUGUUUGGGAAGGUUGCGGGCGACACGAUAUACAACAUGCUGAAGCUGGAAGAAGGCGAAGUGUAUGAAAAUGAGCGUCCGCACUUUACCCAUCGCAUCAUUCGGACGGAGGUACUAAACAACCCAUUCGACGACAUCGUACCACGGCGCACGGGCGAUGCGGAUGGAGGCAAAUCGAAACAGGAAAACGAGAACGCAAGCAAGAAGAAGAAGGAGAAAGGGGUUAAAAACUUUGGACUUCUAUCGUUCGGCGAUGAAGCGGAAGAGGAAGAGCUGGAAACUCAGGUGUAUGUACAGAAAAAUGCAUCCGGACGGGGAAAAUCAUCGCACGACGUGCUGGACGAUCCCCAGCUGAGCAAGCAAACGGCAAGCACCAAUGCGGAAGAGGAAUCGAAAACCCGUCGACGGGUGGAUUCUUCUGACGAUGAGGCAGUUUCCUCACCCAAAAGUGAUGAACAGGACGCGGAACAGCAUCGCACCGCUACGAAGGCUUCGCGGAACAAAGACGGUGCAAAAAGUGUGCGAGAAAAGCUGAAGCGUAAACCGGACGAGAAAGCAGUAGAGAGGAAACCGCCCGCUUCGGAUGCAAGCGAAAGCGAUUCCGAUUCCGAUUACGGGCUUGGAAGCGAGAGAAAGAAAGCCAAACAGCAGGAAGCGGAAAAGAUCCGACAGGAGAUAACGAAACUCAAGCGCGACUAUCACACGGACAAACGCUCCAAGGACAAGGAUAAGGAGAGCGAGCAGAAGAAGGUGUCCAAAAAAUCGUCCCGCAAGGAAGUGAUGGACGAGGUGCUAAAGGUGCAGGAAGAAUACACACAGAAAACCAAACAGGUGCCGAAGAAAGGCAGUUCGCGGGAAAACUUCACCAUGGAGCUGUUGCAAAAGUUCAAAUCCAAGCUCCAUUCCGCCCAUGAGCGGGAUCCUGAGUCGCACGCCAGUGCUGCCGUCGACGAAGAGGAGGACAUUCGGGGAGACAAUUGGCUUUCGCACCGGUUGGAGUUUGAAAAGAAGGAUCCAAUCCUAGCGAAAGAUGCCGCCACUAAGGACGACGAUUGGUACGACGUGUACGAUCCGCGGAAUCCGUUGAACAAGCGAAAACGGGGCGAAAAAAUCGAACGCACCCAGAAACCACGCAAAUAAAGGCGUACAGUCUAGCUUA